Messenger RNA from Emiliania huxleyi CCMP1516, 807 nucleotides. RefSeq lists its product as hypothetical. The record is from RefSeq and is a predicted model, not a curated record. The transcript has 5 exons. NCBI's taxonomy places the organism in Eukaryota, Haptophyta, Isochrysidales, Noelaerhabdaceae. Bases 1 to 807 code for a protein of 268 amino acids.
AUGGCGGAGAAGAAGAACGACGGCGAAGUGCCGUACUCGGUCUCCUUCACCGCGACGCAGAGCGGCGACGUCAUCGUACAGCUGCACCCGCACUCGCAGCUCGAGCGCGCGGGCCGCGGUGCCAGGGGCCGUGCCGAUGCUGGACCCCGUCUCGUUGACAAGAACGCGCUGUCCGCGCGCGGCAGCGGGCCCUCGCGCCAGUCGCGCUCGCCGUCGCCCGACUCUCCGCCCGCCAAGCGGGCCGCCUCCGCUGACUCGUCCGGCUAUGAAACCGAUACGCCGGACGAGGUGCAGCAGGAGGCGGUCCGCAGGGUAUGCGGCGCGCUCGGCAUGAGGGAGCAGUUCGAGGCGGCGAUGGCGGCGGGCGAGCUGCUCGAGAUGCUCGAGAGCUUGCCGCGAGGGGCGGUCGAGGCCUCUGUCCGACAGAUGCGGGGUUACAACCGCACGGGCGAGUGGCCAGAGCCCAUUCUCACCAGCCCUGCCCCGCAGCGCGGCCGCUCGCCAAGCCCCGUCGAACGCGCUGGCGCGAGGCAUGGCGCAUGCAACGCGCAGCAAUGCUCGCCUCGCCUCGCGCAAAUGCGACCGUCCUCGCAGCCGACAGUCCACCGCCUGCUACAGAAGCACUGCGACGAAUGCGGCACCGGCGACGCAUGGCAGGCUGGCGGCGCCAUCUCGCGCGGCGAGAGACUACGGCGCUGCAUCGGCGCCAAAACAAACGGGAGGUCGCGGCGCGGCCGCGGCAGCAAAAACAUCGACCUGCCCGCACGCUCGGUGGAUCUCUUCACCUUCACACUGGUCGAGUCAUAG